AUGAUGGCGUCCCCUCCACCGCCGAAAAGAUACAAGUCUGAGUCGACGUCGGCGAGUGAUGCUGGUCGCCCGAAGUACUAUCACUCCUCGGUGCCGUCAAGCGAACGGUACCAUUCCUCGUCGGUUCCCGCCAGUGAACGGGCUCGGUCCCGGCAAACCUCGACGGCCAUGGAUAUCUAUAUGAUCACCGACCGAAAUCCUUCGGACAAGGAUGGGGAUCGAAGGGUGGGCCGUUUCCUGAGCAAUGGCUCGGUCGCAUCGCAUUCGUCCCAGAUCUCUCAUGCGUCUGGCUCGUCACCACCCAUCAUCAUCUCCAACCGCAAGAUCCCUGAAAAAUACCCACCGUAUAAAGAGAAUGGUCGCAUGUAUCACGGAUACCGCAAAGGCACUUACAUGCUACCAUGUGACGACGAAGAACAAGACCGCCUUGAUAUCUUCCACAAGCUAUUCACGGUCGCCCGAGUAUCAGACGGCUUAAUAUACGCCCCACACCCCAGCAACUCGCGCAUUCUAGACUUGGGUUGUGGAACCGGAAUCUGGAGCAUUGAAGUGGCCAACAAAUACCCCGAUUCAUUUGUGGUCGGCGUAGACCUCGCACCGGUCCAACCACAAAACCACCCCAAGAACUGUGACUUCUAUGCCCCGUUCGAUUUCGAAGGUCCUUGGGCCCUGGGUGAGGAUUCCUGGGAUCUGAUCCACAUGCAGAUGGGGAGCGGCAGCGUUGUCAGCUGGCCCGGCCUGUACAGGCGGGUAUUCGCACACCUUCGCCCGGGCGCAUGGUUUGAACAGGUAGAGAUUGACUUCGAGCCGCGUUGCGAUGACCGGUCGCUGAGCAACCUCGCCCUUCGCCACUGGUACACGGCCUUGAAGCGUGCAACGGAAUCAACGAUGCGCCCUCUGGCCCAUAGCUCCCGCGAGACGAUUCGCAAUCUGCAAGAAGCUGGCUUCACCGAGAUCGAUCACCAGAUGGUGGGCCUGCCAUUGAAUCCAUGGCACAACGACGAGCACGAGCGCAAGGUCGCCAGCUGGUACAACCUCGCCAUCUCUGAGAGCAUCGAGGCCCUCAGUCUAGCGCCUUUUCACCGCGUGUACGGCUGGCCGAUUGAUAAAAUUCAGCGCCUGGCGACAGAUGUUAAGACCGAGGCGUUCAACAAGGACAUCCGCUGCUAUAAUAUCCUGCACAUUUACCAGGCGCGCAAGCCAGUGGCUAAGUAG
Penicillium canariense is the source of this 1215-nucleotide messenger RNA. Its product is annotated as class I SAM-dependent methyltransferase. The coding region runs from base 1 to 1215 and encodes 404 amino acids. The transcript is spliced from 2 exons. The record is from RefSeq and is a predicted model, not a curated record. Gene Ontology annotation, molecular function: methyltransferase activity. Lineage: Eukaryota; Fungi; Ascomycota; Eurotiomycetes; Eurotiales; Aspergillaceae.